Molecule: messenger RNA, 1006 nt
Organism: Linum tenue
Lineage: Eukaryota; Viridiplantae; Streptophyta; Magnoliopsida; Malpighiales; Linaceae
Source: the annotation of a GenBank genome assembly
CAAUGGCGGAUACACUCACACAGACAGAGACAGAGACCACUUCAAAGAGUAAAGUUUAGAGAUAACGAAAAAGGAAAACGAAGAAAGAAAUGGGCGGAGAAGGGCAGCUUCUGAGGAGAAUUCCACGAAUUAAGUUCCCCAAAAGACACUCUUCCUCAGGAAAGAACAUAGGAAGCUUAAUCUAUGUUGGUGUAUUGGUGAAAGGUUUUACCAGAAGGAAUAGUUGUUUAGUUUCCGGAAUAACAGUAGAUCUCCUGCGAUUGCAGCAGCAAUCGGCUUGGUAGAUAUCUGUAAAGUUCGAAUCUUUGAGCUAAAUUGAGACUGUAGCUGGGUUGUAUUUGUAUAUGUAAAGUUUGGAUCUUUUUUGGUGCUUCCUAUGUACAGUAGAAAUAUGGGUUGAGUUAGUAAAUGAUUGGAUGUUUUCUGUGAGGGAAGAAUCUGCAGGCUCCCAGGAGGGUCGAGAAAUAGCAACAGGAGGAGGAGAGAAGUAUCAGUUUCCUCCCCAAGCUUCUGGGUCAGAUGUUUCGUCAUCGGCGUCCGACGCUGCUGUUGGAGGGAAAGCUUCUCUUCAGCCUAGGCGAACCCCGGUCACCGAAAGGGAAAUCGAGGCUGUGAUGGUACUGGGUGGCUGCUUUUGACGGAGCAGGAAGCCCGCAAUGAAGCAGUCGAAAGGGUGAUUUGGUUGUCACCUGUUCGUCACCAGUCGUCAAUGAAUUACGUCUGGACACCGCUACUGUAAAUUUGCACCUCUUCAAUAAGAAACACUCGCUCCACCAUUUGCUUAUGGUAUGUACUUUAUAGCUUUGAAUUUGCUGUAACAGAAGAAUGUACAAUCACCUGAUCAAUGAAUCAGCUCGCUUUUGUUUCGACCAUAAGAAGCAUCAUUAGCCAACGUAAUCGAACCAUAAGAAGCUUUUGUUUCAACUCAUGUACAAGCGAAUGAAACCCACCCGGAACAAGUACUACUCCGAAACAACGCCCUGUUGCAUGAAACUAUAUUCGUUGG